Messenger RNA from Aspergillus calidoustus, 1446 nucleotides. Lineage: Eukaryota; Fungi; Ascomycota; Eurotiomycetes; Eurotiales; Aspergillaceae. The record is from the annotation of a GenBank genome assembly.
AUGACUCAAGGCCCAGACUCACCACCAACACCGCUUUACAUUAAGGCCUCUCAAGAACUCGGCCUGAUCUCCUUGUGGCAUUCCCCACGCGAUGCAAAAUUCCUCUGCGCGCAACGGUUUGUCCGCUUCUUCGCAUACGGCGGCUCGACGCUUGUGCUCGCCUCCUACCUCUCUGCGCUGGGCAUCUCCGACGACCGUAUCGGUCUGUUCAUGACCCUGACGCUUGUUGGUGAUGUAGCGAUUAGCUUCUUUUUGACGCUAUUUGCGGACUCAAUAGGCCGCCGUGCGGUCUUGGCCUUGGGAUCGGCGCUGAUGGUCGGCAGUGGUGUUACUUUUGGGCUUGUUGGGAAUUUCUGGAUAUUGCUUGCUGCGGCGGUGUUGGGAGUUAUUAGUCCGAGCGGCAACGAAAUCGGUCCCUUCAAAGCAGUUGAGGAGUCAUCGCUCGCGCACCUCACCCCUGAUGCGCUCCUCCGCGAUAUCCUCCUGUGGUAUACCCUUCUCGGAACCGCGGGUGCCGCGCUUGGCGUGAUGACCUGUGGUUGGGCGGUCAAUCUGCUCCAGACGGAGAGGGGAUGGGAGUUCAUCCCUGCUUGCCGGGUUAUCUUCUUUGCGUACGCGGGUAUCGGAGCCCUGAAGUUCCUCCUCUCCGUGACGAUGAGCCAGAAAGUCGAAGCCGAGGUGAAGACCAAGACUUCAAAACGGGCGAGCCGAGAGGAUACUGAGGGCGAUGAGAGUGGCGAGACUCAGCCGUUGCUGCGUGAUAGACCUGCAGAGCAGCAGGAGCAGCAGGAGCCUGAGCGGAAAUCGGUCCUUGCCUUCAUUGGGGAUCGAAAACUUGCGUCGCUUGUUAUUCGUCUCUUUAUCCUCUUCGGUGUGGACUCAUUUGCUUCAGGGCUUGCUUCCUUGACCUGGAUGACCUACUUCUUCAAGCGCAAAUUCCUCCUCCCCGAAGGCACCCUCGGUUCCAUUUUCUUCACAACAUCCAUCAUCGCUGCGGCAUCAAUGUUCAUCGCUACCUCUCUCGCAAGACGCAUCGGCAACAUCAAAACAAUGGCCUUUACCCACCUCCCCUCCGCUCUCUGCCUAAUGCUAGUACCCGUCCCCAACUCCCUCCCACUAGCGCUUACAUUCCUCAUCCUCCGCUCUUGCAGUUCAAACAUGGACUCGGCGCCGCGCUCGGCCUUCCUGGCUGCCGCACUGCCCGCGGACAAGCGGACGGCAAUCAUGGGCGCCAUAAACGUGGUCAAGACAUCGACACAGAGCCUGGGGCCAUUGGUUACGGGUAUUUUGGCUGAUAGGGGCGUUUUUGGGGCGUCGUUCAUCCUUGCGGGUGGUCUGAAGGUGAUGUAUGAUUUGGGAAUCUUGGCUAGCUUUUUGAGCAUGGAGAGGGAAAAGGAGAGAGAAAGGGAGGCCCAAAGUGAACGGCAGAGGCGAGAAGAGGCUUGA